This is a messenger RNA of Geosmithia morbida, 1893 nucleotides long. Its product is annotated as cohesin complex subunit SCC1. Gene Ontology annotation, cellular component: cohesin complex; synaptonemal complex. Gene Ontology annotation, molecular function: protein binding; chromatin binding. NCBI's taxonomy places the organism in Eukaryota, Fungi, Ascomycota, Sordariomycetes, Hypocreales, Bionectriaceae. The record is from RefSeq and is a predicted model, not a curated record. Gene Ontology annotation, biological process: mitotic sister chromatid cohesion; replication-born double-strand break repair via sister chromatid exchange; synaptonemal complex assembly. The coding region runs from base 1 to 1893 and encodes 630 amino acids. The transcript has 2 exons.
AUGUUCUAUUCGGAGACGCUCCUACAGAAGAGCGGGCCUCUGGCACGCGUCUGGCUCUCGGCCAAUAUCGAGAGAAAGCUCUCCAAGAACUCGGUGCUGCAGUCCAAUGUUACCGACAGCGUCGAGGAGAUUAUCAAGCCCACGCACGCGCCCCUCGCGCUGCGUCUCAGUUCACAGCUCCUUCUCGGUGUCGUCAGGAUAUAUCAGCGCAAGACGCGCUACCUUUUGGAUGACUGCAAUGAAGCCAUGAUGAAGAUCAAGAUGGCCUUCCGGUCCUCAGGAAACAACGACAUGGCCGCCGGCCUGGCUGCCCCGAACCGUGAGGCCCUGCUCCUCCCCGACCGCAUCACACCCUACGACAACUUGGACCUGCCCCCGCCCCCGGACGCCUCGUGGCUCCUCGCUCAGCCCGAGGAUGUCACUGCCACCCCUGUCGGACGCAAGGGACGCGUCAGCAACCGCGACAUCAACCUCCAGGAAGACUUUGACAACAGCCACUUUCUCCAGAAUCCCAUCGAGGAGGAGACGCUUGGAAACAUGGAUGACCUGGAGCUCGACCUCGAUUUUGGCCUGGACGACACGACGGCCCUCGAAGUCGGUCGAGACGCCCCCGACGCCCGCCCCGUCGAGGACGACAUCCUCAGCGACUUCGGUGCCGGUCUGCGGCAGAAAGACCACGGUGAUAGGGAGGUGUCGCUGAACCCCGACUUUGGCGACGAGGGUCCGAGGAUUGCCGACAAUGACGGGGACAUCGCCAUGGGCGGCGACGACGACUUCGACUUCAACGCCGGCGACCAGUCUGCUGUCCCCCAGAUGACGGCUGCCCCCGAGCUCAACCGCGCGAGGAUUUCCGAGUCGCCCCUGUCCGACAUUGACGAGGCCUUUGCCCGCGAAGUGGAGGCCGACUACGCCAGCCACCGCCAGACGGACAUGUACGAGCCCGAAGACGAGACCGAGACGACGCUCGUCCGCCGCCCGGCCAACCGCGCCAAGAAGCAGAAGCUCCUGGUGCCCGACGACGAGACGACGCUGUCGAGCAACCACAUCAAGCAGCAGCAGGUGGACCACACCAACAUCAUCCGCGACACCACCUUCCUCCCCAGCGACCCCUUCCUGCUCACGCUGAUGGACCUGCAGAGGUCAGGCGGCUUCGUCUCGUCGGUCCUGAUGGACGGCCGCGGCAUGGGCUGGGCCCCGGAGCUGCGCGGCAUGCUCUCGCUCGACACGAUCCGCAGCAUGCACGAGCUGAAGCGGAAGCGCGACAGCGGCAUCGCCGACGUGGACAGCGAGCAGGGCAACGUCAAGUCGCCGCGCCUGGAGCUCGGCGACGAGGAGGAAGAGGACACCGUCAUCGCCCCCCCGGGCCUGGGCAACCAGAGCGUCGCCGGCGACGGCAGCCUGGUGCAGAUCCCCGCCGCCGACGACGGCGACGGUGACGACAACGAGGGCAGCGGCCUCCCCGGGUUCGACGAAGGCAACGAGCCCAGCGCCACGCUGCCGAGGGGCGAAGACGAGCCCGUGUCGCUGGGCACCAAGCAUGCCGUGCACGUCCUCCGCGACCUGUUUGGCGACGAGGCGGCGACGAGCGAGCGCAAGAGGAAGGAGAAGUCGGUCGUGUUCCAGGACCUCCUCCCCGAGAAGCGCGCGACCAAGGCCGAGGCGACCAAGAUGUUCUUCGAGUGCCUGGUCCUGGCGACGAAGGACGCCAUCAGGGUGGAGCAGGGCCCGGAUCUGGGCGCGCCCAUCCGCGUGCGCGGCAAGCCUGCCCUCUGGGGCAGCUGGGCCGAGCGCGAGGCCGGCGGCGAGAUUGCCAGCCAAGAGGAGGAUGAGGCUCAGGACGAUGCUCCCGAGCGCCCGGCCACGGCAGCUCAGCCGGUGGCCGUCGGUGCAUGA